AUGACACCUCAGCACACGUUUAAAUUGAACGGCUUUUGUGGGUGCUCGUCUCCUGUUACCUCCUUCCACCCGCGGAGGUCUUUACUCCACCUGACAAGUAACCUUUUUUGUGUUUUCAUCUUAAAUAGCGUGGGACAAACGGCAAGCAUUCUCCUCCAAAUAAAUCCUAUUGAAGUUGAAAGUCUGAACGAUGGAAUCAACUUCUUCAGGAAUAAGGAAACAGGAAAGAACUUUAUUGUAUUUAAAGAUGGUGAAGUAUUGAGAGCGUGUAAAAAUGUAUGUAAACAUCAAGGUGGAACCUUCAUUAGAGACAUUGAAGACCUCGAUAGCAGAACUGUUCGCUGUACCAAACACAACUGGAAGCUGGAUGUUAGCACCAUGAAAUACGUCAACCCUCCGGAUAGUUUCUGCCAAGAUGAGCUAGUCAUUGAAAAGGGUGAAGACGAUGGCAUAUCACUUGUUGAAUUAAAUCCACCAAAUCCCUGGGAUACUGACCCUCAAAUUCCAAAGGAUUUAGAAAUUGGAGAACUUCAGAUUACCUAUCUCACUCAUGCCUGCAUGGAGUUGAAGCUUGGUGAAACCUACAUGGUUUUUGACCCCUGGCUGACCGGUCCAGCCUUUGCUCGAGGAUGGUGGCUGCUUCAUGAGCCUCCUUCUGAUUGGUUGGAGAGAUUGUGCAGGGCAGAUUUAAUUUAUAUAAGUCACAUGCAUUCUGAUCAUCUAAGUUAUCCAACAUUGAAGAAGCUUUCUGAAAGAAGACCAGAUGUUCCAAUAUUUGUGGGCAAAACUGAACGCCCAGUCUUUUGGUACAUGGAAAAGAGUGGCAUUAAUCUAACAAAUGUCAAUGCUGUUCCUUUUGGAAUAUGGCAGCAGGUCAAUGAACAUCUCCGCUUUAUGAUUCUGAUGGAUGGUAUUCACCCUGAAAUAGAUACAUGCAUCAUAGUAGAAUAUAAAGGUCAUAAAAUACUUAAUACAGUAGACUGUACUAGGCCAAAUGGGGGAAAACUUCCCACAGAUGUUGCUGUAAUGAUGAGUGACUUUGCUGGAGGUGCAUCAGGAUUUCCAAUGACAUUCAGUGGCGGAAAGUUUACAGAGGAAUGGAAGUCACAGUUCAUCAAAGCAGAAAGAAAGAAACUGCUAAACUACAAAACUCAGCUGGUAAAGGAUUUGAACCCUCGUAUCUUCUGCCCGUUUGCUGGUUACUUUGUUGAGGCCCACCCAUCAGAUAAAUACAUUAAGGAAACCAACUUAAAGAAUGAUGCUGCAACACUAAAUCAACUUAUUAAUAAAGUAUCAAAUGUGAUUACAUGGACCCCGAAGCCAGGAGACAUACUGGAUGUGGGGAGGUUACUGAAAGACCCAGCUGAUAGAGACGGAAUUGUUCAAAUGCCUCCAGGAACAAAAAUCUUUAAACAGUCUUGGGACUUUGAUACAUACCUAGAUGCCAUGUCCAUUUCAUCUAGAGAUGAGAUCUUCAGCUACCCAUCAUGGGUUAUAGAAUAUUUCACCUGGGCUGGAUUUAAAGGCUAUAAUCUUGUAGUCAGGAUGAUUGAAACUGAUGAUGAUUUUAAUGAUCUAUCAAGAGGAUAUACCUACUUGGUAGAUUUCUCUGACUUAUCUUUCCCUGCUGUAAGACCAAGUCGUGACCAUGCAUAUGAAGAGAUACGAACUCGAGCUACGGUCAUGAGACAUGUAGUAAAGAAUGGACUUCUAUGGGAUGAUUUGUAUAUCGGAUUCCAAACUCGUAUUCAACGGGACCCAGACAUCUACCACCAUCAAUUUUGGAACCAUUUUCAGAUCAAACUGCCGUUGUCACCACCGGACUGGGACGCAUUUUUGAUGAGAGAGAAACAAAAUAGUAAUAAUUCACAGAGCUGCAACAUGAUGUGA
This is a messenger RNA of Bufo gargarizans (Asiatic toad), 1890 nucleotides long. Its product is annotated as cytidine monophosphate-N-acetylneuraminic acid hydroxylase-like. The coding region runs from base 1 to 1890 and encodes 629 amino acids. The record is from RefSeq and is a predicted model, not a curated record. The transcript has 14 exons. Gene Ontology annotation, molecular function: 2 iron, 2 sulfur cluster binding. NCBI's taxonomy places the organism in Eukaryota, Metazoa, Chordata, Amphibia, Anura, Bufonidae.